AUGCCAUUAUUUCUGUCCGCUACUGAUACAAUCGUACUGGUUGGUUUCACAGAUGCAGUUCAAUGCAGCUACGAACAGGAGCAGAUUGAUUUUGUUGGGCUUUAUGGAUUGGUCUUCGACAACGGAUGGGUAAAUCAUGCACCUGGAAUGCGCGUGUGCUCUCGGAAGCGAUAUGUAUUCACAUCAACAGCCGUACUUCAACGAGUACACUUGCCGACUCCGGAACGUUGUGUUGAACGUUGCGUUGAGAAUAUGUCAUUUUGUAAAGCAGCCGUCUAUACACCUUACAGAGACACGACAAUUGGUGUUUGUACGUUGUUUUCGGAAAACAGCGUUCAACAGCCGACAGCUCUUCACCCAGACGCGUCCGUGGAACCGGUAUGUCCUCAAAUGAUGCUUGCCGUAAUUGUAUAA
This is a messenger RNA of Haemonchus placei, 414 nucleotides long. Lineage: Eukaryota; Metazoa; Nematoda; Chromadorea; Rhabditida; Trichostrongylidae. The record is from the annotation of a GenBank genome assembly.